AUGGAUACUCUCACAGCCACCUCUGUUUCCAGCAGGCCCUGGGUGCUCCAGUUCCUCAGAAAUCUCUUUGGGAGCAACAGGCACGUCAUGCAAGAGGAUCAGAGACCCAAUGAAGAGGCAAAUGAUAAAGUUAACGUCAAAAGUGAACUCCUGGACUCUCCUCUGCCCGAUAAUGGGCUUGAAACAACAUUACUAGGCAAAGAACCAGACACCACCACCACCACGUCUUCCAGUGAGAUCUGUGAGGGGUUGAUGGGUGGCUGCCCUGAAGAGCUAUCACUGCUAAAGGAAAUCAGUCUUGGAGAUACCACCCCUAUAAAUGAGAACAAGCAAUCCAUUUUAUUUAACUCGACUGGGACGGAGAUGGGAGACUCAGAUGGUUUUGCUGACUCAGUGAUAAGUAACUUGGCCCAGGGCCCAUGUGAAAACGUUCCUGUCAUAGGAGAGAAGAAAGAAAAAUCUGGGGACAGAGGAACACUAGGAAAGGAUGGAUUUCCCCAGGUCCUAUGUGCAGAUGAUGGAAUUGCUAUGGCUGCAGGAUCCAUGACUGAUGUUAAGGGCUGUAGCGCUGAAGAAGAAAGAGAGCAUCUACUGAAAGAAGAUGUUCGAGAAGAACCUGCAAAAGCAGAGCUCUCUCCAUGGAACAGACUCCUCAAUAUGUACAAGCAGCGCCGGAGGCUUCCUGCUUCUAAAGUGCUGCAUGAAGAUAUUCCGGUACAACCAGUAAUUGAAGAUGAAGCCACAUUGGACCUAAUGAUAUAUGGAACUGCAACACCCAAGCCCCAUGUCAUCUUAUCAAAUUCCCUUGUCUGUGGGUUGUCUGAAUAUGAGGAUGGAGCAGUAGCUGGUGAUUGUGAGAUGACACUCAGAGGCCCAGGAAGAAAUGAUGUUGACAGCCUGGAGCACCCUAAGAAUGUGUACUGAUAAAAGGCUGUAGGAGAAGUCACCUUGAGUCUGCCACCUGCACCCUUCUCCACUUUGCUUGCUGAAAAGAAGAUGGUCUUCUAGGGAUUCUUAUUUGUAACCCACCAGGACUGUUUCAAAUUCUUUACUUGUUCUUUUGUUCUUUC
Rhineura floridana is the source of this 1070-nucleotide messenger RNA. RefSeq lists its product as uncharacterized. The coding region runs from base 1 to 924 and encodes 307 amino acids. The record is from RefSeq and is a predicted model, not a curated record. The transcript has 7 exons. NCBI's taxonomy places the organism in Eukaryota, Metazoa, Chordata, Lepidosauria, Squamata, Rhineuridae.